AUGUCCUUUGGGAGAGACAUGGAGCUGGAGCACUUCGACGAGCGUGACAAGGCGCAGAGGUACAGCAGGGGCUCUCGGGUCAACGGGCUGCCCAGCCCGACCCACAGCGCCCACUGCAGCUUCUACCGGACACGCACCCUGCAGACCCUCAGCUCCGAGAAGAAGGCCAAGAAGGUCCGCUUCUACCGCAACGGAGACCGGUACUUCAAAGGGAUUGUGUAUGCCAUCUCCCCCGACCGUUUCCGAUCGUUUGAGGCCCUGCUGGCGGAUUUGACCCGAACUCUGUCGGAUAACGUGAAUUUGCCCCAGGGAGUGAGAACAAUCUACACCAUUGAUGGCCUCAGGAAGAUCUCCAGCUUGGACCAGCUUGUGGAAGGAGAGAGUUAUGUGUGUGGCUCAAUCGAGCCGUUCAAGAAACUGGAGUACACCAAGAACGUGAACCCCAACUGGUCAGUAAAUGUCAAGACCAGCUCAGCUUCGCGGGCUGUGUCGUCGCUGGCCACCGCCAAGGGGAGCCCUUCAGAGGUGAGGGAGAACAAGGAUUUCAUUCGGCCCAAGCUGGUCACCAUCAUUAGAAGUGGGGUGAAGCCACGGAAAGCUGUCAGGAUUCUGCUGAACAAGAAGACCGCUCAUUCUUUUGAGCAGGUCCUCACCGAUAUCACCGAUGCCAUCAAGCUCGACUCGGGAGUGGUGAAGCGCCUGUACACCCUGGACGGGAAGCAGGUAGGAGAAGAUUUUGGUAUAACUGUGACUUGAAAGGCAAGCACCAGGGAGGUGGAGGAUAUUAGUGGCAUGCAGUGGG
Molecule: messenger RNA, 802 nt
Organism: Trichechus manatus latirostris (Florida manatee)
Lineage: Eukaryota; Metazoa; Chordata; Mammalia; Sirenia; Trichechidae
Product: serine/threonine-protein kinase DCLK1-like
Exons: 2
Coding region: 1-756 (251 amino acids)
Biological process (GO): intracellular signal transduction
Cellular component (GO): microtubule; microtubule organizing center
Source: RefSeq, a predicted model, not a curated record